AUGAAAGCCUUGCAGUUUUGCAGCUCCCUCCAUGGGGGGUACUUCAGGGAGAAAAGGCUAGGAACCCUUUUAACGACAGGACUGAAGUCUUUUAGCACAGGGAGUGACUCCUUUGGCAGCAGCGAAAGGCUGUACAACUUCGGCUUCAGAAAAGUCACAGAAGAGAUAAAGUCAAAGCUGGUUUACAACUUAUUCAGCCAUGUAUCCAACAAGUACGACCUGAUGAAUGACUUAAUGAGUCUGCGUCUGCAUCGCUGUUGGAAGGACCAGCUGGUGAGAGAGCUGGAUUUAUUUUUAAAAUAUCAUAGCUACAAAAUGCAAGAGGAAAUUCACAAAAGUGAAGCAAUAGACGAAGGGGAGGAAAGCUCCGCCAGUCAUUCCACCUGUAAAAUAUUAGACCUAGCUGGAGGGACAGGAGAUAUAGCCUUUCGAAUAUUAGAAAGGUACAAAUAUUAUUUGAAGAAGAUGAACCAAGGAAGCAAUUUCGAUGGUGAGGAAGGCCAUCCCGAUAAAUUUUACGCAAGGUUUACCCCCGAAGUAAUUGUAGCCGAUGUGAAUAAAGAUAUGAUCGAAGUAGGGAAGAAACGAGCAAAGGAAAAGAAUCACGAAAGGAACAUCAAAUGGGUAAUUGAAAACGCAGAAAAUUUAAAUUCUUUCGAUGACAAUUCUGUAGACAUAGUUACCCUCUCCUUUGGUAUUCGCAAUUUUACGAACAUUCCCAAAUCGUUAAAGGAGAUCCAUCGUGUUUUAAAACCUGGGGGAAGAUUCUUAUGCCUAGAAUUUUGCAGAGUCAAUUGUUCCGUUUUGAAGCCGUUUUAUAAUGCCUAUUUAAUGAACAUCAUUCCUCUACUUGGUAAAAUUGUAGCCAGUAGUGAAGAUUCUUACAAAUAUUUGGCGGAAAGUAUUCAGACCUUUUUAACGCCAGAUGAGUUGUCUCAGCUUAUGCAUCAGAACUCUUUUCGAAACAUUUCCUACUCUACUAUGACCAUGGGUAUCGUCGCCAUUCAUUCUGCGUAUAAGGUUAACUAG
Plasmodium coatneyi is the source of this 1029-nucleotide messenger RNA. Its product is annotated as DEAD/DEAH box helicase. Gene Ontology annotation, molecular function: methyltransferase activity. The transcript has 2 exons. Gene Ontology annotation, biological process: ubiquinone biosynthetic process. The coding region runs from base 1 to 1029 and encodes 342 amino acids. Lineage: Eukaryota; Apicomplexa; Aconoidasida; Haemosporida; Plasmodiidae. The record is from RefSeq and is a predicted model, not a curated record.